Sorex araneus (European shrew) is the source of this 4993-nucleotide messenger RNA. It is a transcript of the gene TMEM131L, whose product is annotated as transmembrane 131 like. The record is from RefSeq and is a predicted model, not a curated record. Lineage: Eukaryota; Metazoa; Chordata; Mammalia; Eulipotyphla; Soricidae. The coding region runs from base 38 to 4855 and encodes 1605 amino acids. The transcript has 35 exons. Gene Ontology annotation, cellular component: membrane.
GCCGGAGCCGCGAGAGCAGCGCGAGCAGCACAGCAGCAUGGCGGGGCCGCGCCGCCCGCCGCCCGGCCGCCCCCGCCGCCGCGCCGCCGCCGUGAAGCUGCUGCUGGGCGUCUUCCAGGUGCUCCUGCCCUGCUGCCGCCCGGGAGGGGCGCAGGGACAAGCGAUCGAGCCGUUGCCGAACGUGGUGGAGCUGUGGCAGGCGGAAGAAGGGGAGCUGCUGGUGCCCACUCAGGGCGACUCUGAAGAGGACCUGGAGGCGCACUAUCAGGAACACAGCUUCUCCGACAAACUCUUUGGUGGAAAGGGCUUGCAUUUCCAGCCGUCAGUCCUGGAUUUUGGAAUUCAGUUCCUGGGACAGCCCGCGGCCAAGGUUCUCCACGCCUACAACCCGAGCCGGGAGAGCGAGGUGGUGGUGAACUCCGUGUUCACGGCUGCCCGGCAUUUCCACGUGCCUCCCGUGCACUGCCGGGUCAUUCCAGCGCUGGGGAAAACUUCCUUCCGGAUUAUUUUCUUGCCUACCGAAGAGGGAAGUCUCGAAAGCUCCUUAUUUAUUAAUACCUCCUCCUAUGGAGUCCUGUCCUACCACGUCUCUGGAGUGGGCACUCGCAGAAGCUCUCCAGAAGGGUCUGCGAAGCAGCUGCCCAACGCCUACUUUCUGCUCCCUCAGGUCCAGAGCAUUCGGCUCUCUCCGACGCAGGCAGAAACCACUAAUACCAGCCUGUUACAGGUACAACUGGAAUGCAGUUUACAGAAUAGCAUGUGCCAGCAGUUGAAGAGCUGCCCCCUGGAGUCCGAGGAUGCUCUGCGGCUACAGAUGAGCAUGAUCGUGACCAUGGAAAACACCUCCAAGGAGCUGGAGGAGAACACGCAGGACUUGCUGGACCACCUGGCCAUUGUCUAUGUCGCGACAGACAAGUCUGAGGUCUCAGGUGAUUCCACAGUGAAUAUGUACGUGCUCCACUCAGGAAACAGCCUUCUGUGGAUACAGGACGUCCAUCAUUUGUCGCAGAGAGAGGUGCCGCCCCUGCAGUUUGAGCCAGUUCUCCUACCGACUUCUACAACCAACUUCACAAAAAUCGCCUCUUUCACUUGCAAAGCUCCAUCGUGUGGAAUGAAAGAAGAUGUGACGCGGAGAAAGAACACUCCAACACUAAGUUCUUGCCUGUCCUUUCCUGUGGUUCACGGGUACUUCCGGGUGGACUCGUCUGCCAUCCAGUUUCACUUAGAGGCUCACGAGAACACAUCUGGAGUUUGGUCCAUCUGGUGCCUCAACCACUUGGACCGACCUGUCGUAUUAAGUGAUGUUUUUGUUUCCAGAGAGGCCAAGCACAUUUUAAAAAUUCUGAAUUUCACUGGCCCUUUACUUCUACCUCCAGGCUGUUGGAAUAUAUUUUCUGUGAAGCUUGUUGUUAAAGACAUUGCCAUAAAUCUGUUCACCAAUGUAUUUUUGACGACAAACAUAGGUGCCAUUUUUGCAAUACCUCUACAGAUUUACUCUGCGCCGACCAAGGAAGGGAGUCUGGGUUUUGAAGUGAUAGCACAUUGUGGCAUGCAUUAUUUCAUGGGAAAAUCAAAAGCAGAAAACCCUGGCUGGGAAGGGAGCCUUUCUCUGGAUCGUUCAACCUGGGGCGUUGAUUCUGAACUUGCAGACAAGCUCUACGAGAGAUGGAAGAGAUUGAGAAGUGGUGGCGUGUGCAAGAGGAAUGUGUUGGGAAUGACGCGCUUUGCCCACUUGAGGAAACCCAAGGAGUCCGAGCCCUUAGGAUUCUUUCUGCCUCGUUUGCCCGCCGAGCCCGGCCUGGUGUUGAACUUCAGUGCCACCGCCCUGAGGAACAGCGCGGUGAAGUACUUGGUGCUGAGGAACCCCUCCUCGUGGCCACUGUCCCUGCAGCUCCUGCCACUGUCCUCGUACCCGGCCCCCCAAGCUGUAGGACGCUUGUUGCACAAGUGGUUUGGUGUUGACAUGCAGAUGAUGAAUUUCACAACGGGUGAAUUCCAGCUCACCAAAGCUUGUCCUUACCAGGGUCACCGCUCUGAAGGGCCCGGCGCGGCCAGCCUCCUCCUGCAGCUGCAGCCCCUGGAGACGAGAAGGGUGGGGGUGGUCUUCACCCCCGCCGACUACGGGAGGGUCGUCUCGCUGCUGCUCCUCCGAAAUAACUUGACCAUUUUCGACCUGAUUGUCGUGGAAGGAUUUGGGGCCAGAGAGUUGCUGAGAGUGGGCGGCAGACUUCCGGGCGCAGGAGGGUCUCUGCGCUUUAAGGUGCCUGAGUCCACGCUGAUGGAUUGCCACCGACAGCUAAAAGACAGUAAGCAAAUUCUGUCUAUUACCAAGAACUUUAAAGUCGAGAAUAUCGGGCCACUCCGGGUCACUGUGACAUCCUUGAGAAUUAACGGGUACAACUGCCAAGGUUACGGAUUCCAAGUGCUCGAUUGUCAUCCGUUUUCCCUGGACCCGAACACUUCCCGGGAUAUCAGCAUCGUGUUCACUCCAGAUUUCACCUCCUCCUGGGUCAUCCGCCAGCUGACGCUGGUCACAGCGGCCAACCUUGAGUUCCACUUCACUCUCAACGUGACUCUGCCUCACCACCUGCUGCCUUUGUGUGCCGACGUGGUCCCGGGCCCCAGCUGGGAGGAGGCCUUCUGGAGGCUCACGGUCUUCUUCGUCAGUCUGUCCCUCAUGGGUGUGAUUUUAAUCGCCUUCCAACAAGCCCAGUACAUUCUCAUGGAGUUCAUGAAAACAAGGCAGAGGCAGAACGCCAGCGCUUCAUUGCAGCCCGACAGCAGCCAGACGGACGUGCUCAGCGCCCAUCCACACAGAAGCAAUUGCAAGAACUUCCUCGAUACCUACAGCCCCUGUGAUAAAGGCCGAGGCAAGAGCUGCCUCCCGGUGAGCCCCCCGCCGCAGGGCCGCGUCCAGAAUGCUGCCAAGCGAAGCCCGGGCACCUACGGCCACUCUCAGAAGAAGCACAAGUGCUCGGUGUACUACAGCAAGCACAAACCCGGCACCUCUGUCCCCAGCUCGGCCAGCGCUGAGGAGAAGCAGAGCCCGGUGCCCGGCGGCCCCCUGUCCCCUCCGAGAGUGGACGGCGGCACCGAGCUGCUGGCGGACAACUGGGUGAACCUCAAAUAUGCAAAUGGCCUCGAUGUCAGCCUGCAAAAAAACCUAACCCUCCCCAAAAACUUACUGAAGAGGGAAGAGAACACACCGAAAGCGGCAGCUGGUGUGAGUCCUUCUUCGGAACUCCUCCGGAAGGAGGGAACCCAGACUUGUAUGUUUCCUAAGGAAACGGAAAUCCACAUUUCAGAAAGCCUCGCUGAGCCCAGGGAACCGGCCGAGCUCUCUCCUCUGAAGACCUCUAAGAAGCUACCUGAGAACCAUUGGCAGAGAAACUCACCCCCGUUCCAGCCCAACUUGCCAGAAAUUUCCAGGAAAGACACUGGAAAUAACCAGCAAGUGCCUGUCAAGACUGAAGUCGAUAAUUGUGAAAAUUUGAAAAAGGGAGACGCAAAGACUUGUUCUGAAAAGAAAAUUUCCAAGGCGUCUAAGGAUGACACGAGCGCCGAGAGACAGGACUUGCCUUCCCCAGAGCAGGAAGAUUCUUCCAGGAAGAAGAAGGUUCAGGAGAAAAAAGAAGGGAACUUACUAAGUUUAAACUGUAAUAAAAAUCGAGUGUGUAGGAAAAACAAGAAAAGAGGCGCCCCACAGCUCCUAAGGCCCGUGGAGCCCAGCGAGUCGAAGCUGGUGGGCGGUGAACUCGGAAGGUGCGAGCCGAGCAGCGCCAGCCGCGAGCAGACCUGGGCCGCGCAGGACAGCUCGGGAGAGGCGGGGAAAGCAGGUGCCCAGCCGGGUGGCAGCCAGCCCGGGGCGCAGGGGGAGGCAGACGGAGUCGCCCCGCCGCAGCCGUGCCCCGAGAAGGCCUGCUCAGACUCCGGUUCCGACUGCGGCAGCGCCUCGGGCAGCGUGCGGGCCAGCCGGGGCAGCUGGGGCAGCUGGAGCAGCACCAGCAGCUCUGACGGGGACAAGAAGACCCCCGCGGUGGGCGCGCCGCACUUCCUGCCCGCCGGAGACGGUGGUUCGCCCAGCGACUUCGCCCCGGAAGCUCCCAUCUCCUUGACCCUCUCUCACGACGCCGGUGACGCCACAGACGUGGACAGUUUCCCGCAGUACACAGAGCCCCCGUGUCCCAGCCUUCCCGCUGGGCCUGCAGGUGUGGAAGAAGACAAAGGUCUCUACCCACCCGGAGACCUCUGGCCUGCCCAGCCCGUGUGUGUGACGAGUGGCUUCAGCUGCACCCUGGAGAGUGGCGUGCCUGGUGUGCUUCAGGGCCCCGCCCCCCUUCCCACCAGCGGUUUCAUUGACUGGAAUGCAGCUUGCGAAGGCCAGUUUCCCAAUAUGUACUGUCCAUUGGACUUGAACGAUUACAAUGCUUUUCCAGAAGAGAACAUGAGUUACCCCAACGGCUUUCCCUGCCCGGCUGAGGUGCAGAGCGACUUCAUCGACCCCAGCUCACAGUCGACCUGGAACGCAGCGCCCAGCUUGCCGGCCGCCUGGGGACAUCCCAGCCUCAUCAGCUCUCCGCCCUACCUCACGAGCACCUGCAGCCUGUCUCCGAUGUCGGGACUGUUCGGCUCCAUCUGGGCCCCCCAGAGCGACGUGUACGAGAACUGCUGCCCGCUCAGCCCCGCCGCGGAGCACUCGGCGCACAUGGAGAACCAGGCGGUGAUGUGCAAGGAGUACUACCCGGGCUUCAACCCGUUCCGCGCCUCCAUGAACCUGGACAUAUGGACUACCCCCGCCAGCAGGAACCCCAGCUUCCCGCUGUCCCGGGACCCGAGCUACUGUGGGAACGUGUGAAGAGAACCGGGUUUUUCAACAAUGUGAAUAAAGAGGCUUGUGUUUUGGUUACUAGCGUACAUGGAUCGUUGACAUAGAUACGGCCUGGGUGGAUACUUGGGCACAUUUAUACGAUAAUAAAUCCUUUUUUUUUUUUUU